CUCCCAACUCGUCUCUGGCCUGAACUCUCUGCUGUUUAUUGCUAUGAUCGUGACGUUUGUUGCAAUGAGUUUCGAUGUGUCAUAAUGUGAUGAUGUCUCCAAUUUUAUAAUCUGUACAAAUUUUUUUAACAGUUCAGAGGUUGACCAAGUCAGAAUGUAUGAAGCUUACGAAGCGACAUCAAUUUUGAAAUUGAGCAUUCUAAUAGAAUCAAUAGCAGCUUAUGAUGACAACUUGCUCAUCGGCACCAGGGAAGGUCGCUUGUUUGUGUACCAUGUACCACCUACAUGGAAUCAUAAUCAAAAAGUUGAAUUGGAAUACCAUAGAGUCAUUUACAAAACCAGAAUCGCACAGAUAGAAGUCGUGCCAGAGUGCAAUAUUCUAAUUGUGUUAGCAGAUAAUUUGGUAAAUAUUCAUAAUUUAGACCAUCAUAGUUUAAAUCAGAUCUGCCAAUUGCAGAAGACGAAAGGUGCUACGUUAUUUACUGCAGAUAUACAAAAGACUAAAAGUCUAACAGGAGAAACCAGUACUUGUAUCCGGUUAUGUGUUGUUGUAAAACGACGCCUGCAGUUAUAUUACUGGAAAGAGAAUCAGUUUCUUGAACUGCGUGAAGAUAUAUCCGUGCCAGAAAGUCCACGUGUAUUAUCAUGGUGCGGUGAAACCUUAAUAUUAGGGUUCCGUGGAUUAUCUUACAUGCUGAUAGAUCUUAAAGUAUCGGGAACUCAAACAAAAGAAUUAUUUCCAAUAGGAAAGUCACCAGAGCCAAGUAUUACUAAGUUAUCCGACUCAUCUUUUGCCCUGAGUAAAGACUCCCAAUCGAUUAUCACAAAAACUGAUGGUGAAUUAUUUCAACGUAAUACCGUCAGAUGGUCAGCAUCACCUAGUGCCAUAGCAUGGGAUGAUCCAUAUCUCAUGGGAAUUGUACAUGACUCGUUAGAAGUUUAUACAUUAGAAGGCUCGAUGCAUAUUCAGACUAUACCAGACUUAAACAAGGGGAGGCUCAUAUGCAGAUGCAAACAGGGUAGAGUGUACAUUGCAUCGAUGAGUCAGGUUUGGUGUAUAAAUGCAGUCGAUAUAUCUCAGCAAAUCAGAAUUCUACUUGAGCAAAAUCAGUUCCAGCUAGCAUUAAAAUUGACUAGUCUAUCGAAUAUCAUGAAGGAAGAGGAGAAAACUAAGGAGAUUUAUAAAAUACAAACGUUAUAUGCGCAUCAUCUCUUUCACAAUAAAAAGUUUCAAGAAGCAAUGGAACAGUUCAGUAGGUUGAGGACUGAUCCUUAUGAAGUGAUUAGGCUGUUUCCAGACUUAAUUUCUCAAUCGUCGAACAGCAAUGAAUCUAGCGAACCCAUUACUGCUUUGCCAAAGCUUGAUGAUCGUGACAUGGAGAAUGGUUUACUCGCAUUGAUAUCAUUUCUCACCGAAGCCAGAUUCAAGUUGCAGAGGGAUAAAGAUCUAUUUGGGAAGAUUAAAAAUAAAGAUGUAACUGGGGAGAAGAAUAAUAUGACAAAUGUUGCUACUGAACAGCUAUUGAAAAUUAUCGAUACCACUUUAUUGAAGUGCUACUUGCAGACUAAUGACGCUCUGGUAGCUCCUCUGCUGAGGUUGAACCACUGUCACCUGGCGGAAGCUGAGAAAACACUGCUCAUGCAUCAAAAAUAUCCAGAACUGAUAAUACUGUAUCAAACCAAAGGACAACAUAAGAAAGCGCUGGAGUUAUUAGAGAAACAAGCUAAAGAGUCCGAUUCUAGUCUCCGUGGCACUGAGAGAACAAUUCAGUACCUACAACAUCUUGGGAAAGAUCACAUGGACCUAAUUUUAAAAUUUGCAGGUUGGGUUUUAAAACAAGAUCCAGAACAAGGCUCCAGAAUAUUCAUGGAAGAUGUUCAGGAAGUAGAACAACUGCCACGCCCAAAAGUGUUAGAUUAUCUUCUCCGAUGUCAUAAGGAUUUAGUGAUACCGUAUCUGGAACAUGUAAUAAAUUUUUGGGAAGAUACCAACCCUCUAUUUCAUAAUGUGUUAGUGCAUCAAUACAAAGAGAACUGCUUGGCUUCCAUGAGUGAAGAUGCAACUCCUGCACAGAAACAAAAUGCAGAACAUAUUAGACAGAAGUUGCAGCAGUUUCUAGAAAAGUCUGCACACUAUACGCCAGAGACCGUUUUAGUUCAUUUUCCAUUUGACUGCCUUUUUGAAGAGCGUGCAAUCAUAUUAGGACGUCUUGGUCGUCACGAACAAGUUAUAUCGAUUUACAUUAAUUUAUUGAAUGACGUUCCUCGUGCAAUACAGUAUUGUAAUAGUGUAUAUUCCAAGUUUCAUGACCAGAAAAAUGCCAAUAAGAGUAAACAACAAGAUGGAGCUGGUGAAGUUUACGUUAUGCUUAUUCAACAGCUACUAAAACCUGAUAGCGAAGGAAUUUUAACGGCUGGGUGUAAUCCAGAAGUCCAAAAGACGGCUCAGCCAGAUUUAGAAAUGGCGUUGAAAUUAUUGAAAGAUCACGCCCUUAAAGUAAACCCACUGAAAGCUUUGGAGGUUUUACCCGAUAGCGUGCCAAUUGGCAGAAUCAGACAUUUCCUGGAGGCCAGUUUGCAGAACAAUUUAAACCAAAGGCGGUGUACGCAAGUUUUGAAAGGACUACUGUAUGCGGAACAUCUGCAGGUGCAAGAACAAAGAAUGCAUUAUGAAUCUCAAAGUGUCCUCAUGACAGAAUUCAACAUUUGUCCAGUGUGCAAGAAAAGAUUUGGAAAUCAAAGCGCUUUUGCCAGAUACCCAAAUGGUGACAUCGUUCAUUACUCUUGCCAGGAGCGCAAAGCAUAACGUUAAGUUAUCACUAUCGAGGGUACCAAAACAUUCCCUUCCUAAUUUUCGAGCGAGGGAUAAUUGAAUCAUGAUACAGCUGUCAUUAUAUUUACCUGCUACACAUUAUUUCCACACGUCGCAUCAUUGUAAUAUAUUAAGAUCGCUUCUUGGCAAGCGUGCACGUAUUGUAUACUAUUCCACAUGUAACAUUUAUUUCAUAUAAAUACAUCACAAUAAAAACAUAUUUAGUACACUGAGAA
This is a messenger RNA of Orussus abietinus, 3048 nucleotides long. It is a transcript of the gene Vps39, whose product is annotated as vam6/Vps39-like protein. Gene Ontology annotation, molecular function: protein binding. NCBI's taxonomy places the organism in Eukaryota, Metazoa, Arthropoda, Insecta, Hymenoptera, Orussidae. The transcript has 11 exons. Bases 155 to 2806 code for a protein of 883 amino acids. The record is from RefSeq and is a predicted model, not a curated record. Gene Ontology annotation, cellular component: membrane; cytoplasm. Gene Ontology annotation, biological process: endosomal vesicle fusion; vesicle-mediated transport; intracellular protein transport.